UUUCCUUUACACCCCAUCCUCACUCGUUUGACCUCUCGUCCUGCAUUCGCUGGCAGACAGACAUCGCUUUCCAUUCUUUCUUCAACAUCACUCUUUCUCAUUACACAAGCUAAUGCCUCCCAAAAAGGCUACUCCAACUGCCUCCGUGGCCUCAGGCAGAGUCACUCGCUCUACAAGACAGACUCGUGCUGCCGCUGCUGCUGUUGCCUCUAAUUCAAUGAGCUCUACUUCGGCCUCAGAGGCAAGUAGGGCCAGUUCAGGGUCCUCCACUCCCAAUACAAGUUUUUCACUAUCAAAUUUAAAUAUUGACGAUGAUGAUAAGGAUGAUAAGAAGCAGGCCAAGGAAAAUAGUGAUGAUGAGGACGAUUUCCUUCCAUCAACAGUUGUAACUCCAAGCGCUGUCGCCCUAGGGAAGAGGAGAAAGAUCGAGGACCCAUCCUCGAAUCAGUUGAUUGCUGAUCCUCGCUCUCUCAAGCGCACCAGAAGUUCGGGCUCGAUGGACCUGAGUAGACGGCUCAAAAUUGAAUCCGACGAUGAUGAUGACUCGGAUCUUCUCAAGAGCGAGGAUUUGAGCGAAAUAGCUGAUAGUCCACCUCCCUCCAAGUCCACGGUCUCUAAGAGGCCUACACGUUCCAAAGCUGCGGCUGUCAAGCUUGAAGCUUCCACCUCUAAAUCCGUGCCGUCAUCGUCAUCUUCAUCUUCUACACAUAUAAGGACAAAGCCCUCACGUAUUGCCUCUGUAAAAGCUGCUGCAGCAGUUUCAGCUCAAAUCAAGGACGACAGCGAUAAUAUCAACGAGGAAUCUGAUGAUGAUGAUGAUGAUGAUGAUGAUGAUGCUUCUUCCUCUGAUUCAAGUGAGGGGUCAGUAGCCAGACCUAUUUCUCGUGCGAGAGAUCGAACUAGAGGGACUAUGACAUGGGCGGAGAAAGUCAACAAGAGACUUUUAGAGUUUCAUCCCGAACUUGCAACUGUCUGGGAUGAUCUUGAAAAGGUUGGCAUUCAAGCACCUGAGGCUGCAGAGCAGCCGGAAGGCUUAAAACUCAAACUCUUACCUUUCCAACGUGAAGGAUUAGGCUGGAUGCGUAAACAAGAGAAAUCUAUGUUCAAGGGCGGAAUUCUAGCUGAUGAAAUGGGUAUGGGGAAGACUAUCCAGAUGAUAUCGCUACUUUUGUCAGAGUCUGGGAAACCCAAUCUGAUCGUUGCCCCAACUGUUGCCAUUCUGCAGUGGGUCAGUGAGAUCACCAAUCAUGCCCCAUCCCUUAAGGCCCUGGUAUUUCAUGGUCCAAAUCGUACUGAAAGCAUGAAGGAGCUUUUGAGCCAUGAUGUCGUCGUAACCACCUACUCUAUCAUCGAAUCGGCGUUCAGAAAGCAGAAGUAUGGUUUUAGACGAGGAAAUACAACUGUUAAAGAAUAUUCGUUAUUGCACCGUAUCAAGUGGUAUCGUAUCAUUCUGGACGAAGCCCAUAAUAUCAAGGAGCGUUCGUGUAAUACAGCAAGAUCUGCAUUUGCACUUGAAGCUGAUAGAAAGUGGUGCUUAUCUGGAACACCUAUGCAGAAUCGAGUUGGAGAAUUAUACUCUCUUAUUCGCUUCAUGCAAGCCGAUCCAUAUGGAUAUUACUUUUGCAAAAAGUGCUCAUGCAAGUCGCUUCACUGGAAGUAUAGCAACAUGAAAGAUUGUGAUGACUGUGGACACAGACCCAUGGAUCAUGUCUGUUGGUGGAAUAAUGAAAUCCUGAAACCAAUUCAGACUUUUGCUGCGGAAGGGUCUGGAGAAGAAGCGUUUGCGAAGCUCCGUAAAUUGCUCGAUCGGAUAAUGUUGCGCCGAACUAAAGUGGAGCGAGCAGAUGACUUAGGGCUGCCUCCACGGAAGAUGAUCGUCAGCCGAUAUCUGUUUAACGAAGAGGAGGAGGACCUAUAUGAGUCACUUUUCUCAGAUACAAAACGCAAGUUCUCAACAUAUGUCGAACAGGGUACUGUGCUCAACAACUAUGCAAAUAUCUUUGAGCUUCUCACAAAGAUGAGGCAGAUGGUUGACCAUCCAGACCUUGUCUUGAAGAAGGUCAAGCCAGGUGACGUCGGCCUCCCUGAGACUCUAGUCUGCUGUAUUUGUCAAGAAGAGGCGGAGGACCCCAUUGUCAGCAAGUGCCACCAUCUUUUCUGUCGUGAAGAUGCAGAACAGUAUAUCACAUCAUCGGCUGUCGAGGCACCCGAGUGCCCGGUUUGUCAUAUCCCUCUUUCGAUCGAUCUCCAACAGCCCACUUAUAUGAAAGAGGAGCCAGAUUAUGAAGCAGAAGUUAAACACCGAAACUUUGCCCGUACCUCGAUUGUGAAUCGCAUUAACAUGGACACAUGGCGGAGCUCGACAAAAAUUGAAGCUUUAGUAGAGCAACUUUAUAAUCUACAGCGUCAGGAUCGAUCUACGAAGAGUAUUUGUUUUUCACAGUAUGUAACCUUCUUAGAUCUGAUUAAGUGGCGCCUCGAGAAAGCCGGUUUUAAGUGCGUUAAGCUAGAUGGCCACAUGACGCCCGCACAACGCGACGCUUCAAUCAGGAAAUUUAGUGACGAUCCAACAGUAACGGUAUUCCUGAUUUCGUUAAAAGCAGGAGGCGUCGCAUUGAACUUGACAGCAGCUAGUCGAGUAUUUAUCUGUGAUCCAUGGUGGAAUCCUGCAGCAGAAUUGCAGGCAAUGGAUCGUAUCCACCGUAUUGGGCAAUACCGGCCCAUCCUUAUUACACGACUCAUUAUUGAGAAUUCGAUUGAGAGUCGUAUUCUACAGCUUCAAGAGAAGAAGCAGGCAAUGGUGGAUAGCACAAUUGGCAAAGAUCCCGCAGCCUUGGCGCGUUUGACGCCUGAGGAUCUGCGAUUCUUGUUUGUCAAUUAAAGUAAAACCAUGAGCUAUUAAUUUAAAAAUGUUGCACCUGAUCACACAUCUGUCAUGGUUGCACAAUAGAAUAGUUUGACCAAAAUAUCGUUUCUGAAUUUUUUUCUGAUGUUUCUGGUCCUCGUUUGUGCUUCCUCUUCUUUUACACAUUCACUAAAUACAUUCUUCAUCACAUCUUUUCCAAUAAACCAUCAAGAGCCC
Lobosporangium transversale is the source of this 3082-nucleotide messenger RNA. RefSeq names its product SNF2 family N-terminal domain-domain-containing protein. The record is from RefSeq and is a predicted model, not a curated record. The transcript has 9 exons. Lineage: Eukaryota; Fungi; Mortierellomycota; Mortierellomycetes; Mortierellales; Mortierellaceae. Bases 113 to 2881 code for a protein of 922 amino acids. Gene Ontology annotation, molecular function: ATP-dependent chromatin remodeler activity; ATP binding.